Molecule: messenger RNA, 1283 nt
Organism: Megalopta genalis
Lineage: Eukaryota; Metazoa; Arthropoda; Insecta; Hymenoptera; Halictidae
Source: RefSeq, a predicted model, not a curated record
UGCAUAUAACUCAAAGUUUUAAAUUGUAAUCUCACUACGUUACGUCUAACCAUGAUAAAACCGCAAAAAUCCUCCGCAUCCGGUUAAGUAUAUAAACAACUGUCCUUCCUGUGCACACAUCAUUCGUCGCCAAAUGAAUUAUAAGCACUUUCAGCGGUAAAUAAAACUUCAUUAAACAUGAAGUUUUUCGCUGUUUGCAUCUUCGCUAUUACUGCCUACGCAUUUGCGGCAAGUGUUUCACAAAGCGAUGGACCAACGGACGAAUUGAGGCGUCUACAUGAACGUGAUGCCGAUUCUACCGCCACCGCCGCUGAGGGGCAUCCUAAUGUUGCGACCAACGAUGAUAAUAUAAACAAAAUCAAUCUAGGAACUGCGAUCAAUGAUGCAGCAAAACAAUUUGUCAAAACGGUCGAAGCUGCUGGGAACAGUGGGACGGUACACAAACUAGAGGGCUGGAUCACGAUCGCGGCAGGAGGGGCCGCCAUUUUUGUUACAAGACUCGCUUACGGAUUCCGCAAUUAGCUACAAUAUGUGGCAUGUACAUACAUAAAUAUAUAUGCGUCUGGAUUACAUGUAGUCAAACUUUACUCAUAAAAUUAAAAUAAUUUUUAUUUAUUUAAGGCUACUACUUUCAAUAGCAUUAUUCGAUAAUAUAGAUCGAUAAUACAGAUUACACUAAUAAAUUAUUUUACUUUUUUUACUCAAAUUUGAGAAAAAUUGAUCAUUAAAAUAACGCAAUAAAAUAAAAAAUUUUCACUUCUUUUCUAUGAAGUAUUAUAAUAUACAUACAAAAUAUUAUUCAUGCUUAUAUUGAUUUCAUUUUGUACAUUGUUGCACGCGUGUAAUUGUUUUGGAAUAGUUAUACUGGACUAUAGUUUAAAGAAAUUUUUUUAUUGCGGCCCUUGCAAGAUACGGCGAAUGUGGUUCAUUUAUAAAAUGAACGAAUACAGAGUUAUGGAUAUGAUAUGGCGACAUCGAUCCUCGGCGCAUACCUGAGCAGAUACCACUCCUCGCCAAAAUGAGGAGAUUCUGCACAGUGCUGAAGCUAUUACACUCCUUGAGGAUGAUGAUGAUGACGUGAUGCGACCACGUAGUAGUUGUAAAAACGGCGUCUAUGUUUGCCGAUGAAGACACGUUUCACCGCAAAUGGCUGCCUAAAUUCGUCACGAUUUCUGAUUUCACGAUUGGAUGCAUUUAUAUUGUAACAUCUCGCAUAAUUUUCUUUCAAUUUUACUAAACGAAAACGAUAACUAUUGCAAUUUAAUAAACGAUGUGUAUUUGAA